Molecule: messenger RNA, 1241 nt
Organism: Limulus polyphemus (Atlantic horseshoe crab)
Lineage: Eukaryota; Metazoa; Arthropoda; Merostomata; Xiphosura; Limulidae
Exons: 2
Coding region: 376-819 (147 amino acids)
Source: RefSeq, a predicted model, not a curated record
UCAGAUCCAGUUCAAGCCUUACAAUUUGCUAGUGCUGAGAGACAAUGGAAUCCCUAUACCACACCCUACCCAACAAUACAGGGAUCAACAUUUCCACAUAUUAACUAUUCAGUUGAUGAUGUUUUAGCAGGAAACUCCCAUCAUUCUUGCUCCAAUUCAAUCCAUUUAACAACAGGCCUUUCUGAACGAGGGGCAGGAGGCUCUUUGAACCACCAGAACAGUGCUCUUGCACUAAAGACAGACACUAUAUUAGUGUCUCGCUAUAACAACGCCGUGGCCGCUGCAACUGACUUGUGCCUAUCUAACAGACUAUCCGAACUGCGACAAGGAUUAGGCGGGAUUAGUAACCAACAAUCUCUCAACUCUUCGGCGGCAAUGCUGUCAGCAAGUAAUGGAGCCUCUUGCUUAUCGGGAAGCCACGGAGGAUACGGACUCCUCACAUCUCACAGUUGCUAUGGAAACACAAAUGGUGGAAGUGCUGCUACUGGAAUGUAUCUCGGUACUCCAAUUGUCCCCCCGUCUCUCCUCUAUCCCCAGCUUUACUCUGGUGUCUCUCAGUCUCAGCUUCACCCGUCUAUUCACUUACUGAGCAACGAGCUCCGAUCAGCCGUGGAUACUGCUCAACCGCAAAGAAUCGCAGGAUUAAACAACAUGGCCGCCUCUCGAGCCAACAGUGGCUCCGUGGAUGGUGAGAUCGAACCAGAAACUAGAAACAGCGACAACAGACAGCCACAUCACGUGACUUCAACAGCAAGCGAAAAUACCUUGUUUGGGAUUACUAAUGGACAUAGUGACCCCGCGUUAUGGAGACCGUAUUGAUGUAUCCCAAACUAUUCGAAUAUGUAAAAAACAAUGUUGUCAGUUUUGGAGAUUCCAUCAACGAUUGUAAAGCUUUCUUAUGAAGCUUAACGUAUCUUCUUAUCGCAGGACGUUUUUGUAUUGUGAGUGUUUUAAGGUUUAUGAUAAACAGUGGAACAUUCGGAUGUGCCAUGUGUAGAACUAUAAUACGAAACAGAACACUAUCUAAUGUUAGUUCAUUUUGUAAGCCAGCCAACUCUUAACAGUAAGUUAGUUUCUUUUUGACGUCUUUAUUUUACGUUAUGUCUAUAAAGAUCAUCUCUGUCAUGAAACAGGUUAAACACGCGUUUCUUUUUGGUCAGCAUUUUGAAAGUAACGUAUAUCAUGUAAAUAGCCUCAUAAGUUUGUUGUGACCAAUAAAUGGAAAGUUGAUAUUACUGUAU